ACAAUCUACUUUGAAAAGGAAAAGUGACAACUUCAAUUUUCGAAGACCCAAGGAAGAAAACAAACUAAAAAAGUCGGUGAAGUAUGGUAUUUGUAGAACAACCCUGUAUAGUACAUUCUGUAGAGUGUUAGAGAGAGAGAGAAACAAAAGUGAGUGAGUGAGAGAGAGAGAGAGAAACAGAGGGAGAAACAAAGGAACGAUCUUUGAGAUAUAACUUCGAGCAGUUGCAGUGGUCUCUGAGUGAAUUUCUGAUCUGGGGAUUUUGGCAAACCGGAAUGGAGAACCGGGUUUACAACAACUUUCGAGUCUGCUCAUCAACUGAGGAGAUUUUCUUCUUCCUCAAGAGCAUCCUCUGUGCAUGAUGAUGUGAAUUCGUUGGUCGUCAUUAUCAUCUACAUUUUUAGAUUUUGUUUGUGAAAGGAAUCCGAUGAUUGUUUUUAAUGGUAGAUUGAUUUGAGAAAAGUUUAUUAGAUUAGUUAUAUUCUUUCAUUCUUUUAAUUCAAUAUACAUUUAGGGGUGGGGAUUCAUUUCAUUUUUUUUUUCUAUUUCUUUCUCUCAACACUGCAUAUUAAGUCACAAAAAAAACAUUCUUUCAUUUGAUUUCACAAAAAUUCAUUAUUCAUCUUCAUUUAGGACUAUUGGUUAUAUUUCAUUUCCCAUCGGAUUCCAUUUUUUUCAUCAAUUGUUGUUUGUGCAAACACACACACACACACUUAGACAUUUGGGUGGGUUAGAAUAUUGUAGAGGAUGUUGGCAGGUUGUUCAAGUUCAUCAUUGUUGUCACCGACCCGAAGACUAAGGAGUGAAGCAGUAGCAGCAACAGUUUCAGUACAUUUUCCCAUGAACACACAGAGACUGGACUUACCCUGCAGCAGUAGCUUCUCCCGCAAGGAACCGAUUGAGCGCAAGAGCGGUGGAUGUUCCCUUAAGCAAAGCAUAAAGCUUCCACCUUUGGCAACAACAAGAGGAAACACAGAAGGGUUUUCAUGGAACAACGACAACAACAUAGUGAAGAAGAAGAAGAAGAGUUUGAAGAGAUUUGCGGAGGAGAACAAGGAAGACAAGUCUUGUCUGAGCAGAGUGAAGAGGCAAAGAGGCGGAGAUGAUGAUCACAACAGGGGUUUCUGGUUUGAACAUCUCACCACGCAGAACUCAUCUCAAGCAUUACCCUUUUCCUUGACAUGUUCAGGUGAUGACUAUGAAGAAAAGGUUUGGUUUGCGCCAAGCGAAGUGAUCUCUCAGCCUUUACAGAGUAAUAAUCCAAACUGGGCUAACUCGGUGAUAACCACCGAGUUAGCUGGUUUAGGCGAUAAGGACAUUGACAGUAGUAGCCGUCCUGCAGCAGUUAAAGAAGCUUCAGGAUCAUCAACAAGCGCAUCAUCAGACAGUCGACACAGAGUACCAGAACCCACAAAUGGUUCACGGAAUCAAUAUUCACACGGAGGAGGCAACACGGAGGAAAGGACCAUCAACAACAAUCACAUGAACGACUCGCAGAGAGAUUUCGAGCUUGUGAAUCUGCUCACUGGAUGCUUAGAAGCAAUCAGAACAAGAAACAUAGCAGCCAUUAACCAUCUCAUUGCAAGAACAGGUGAACUUGCUUCUCCUAGAGGAACAACACCAAUGACUCGACUCAUAUCUUACUACACAGAAGCUUUGGCUCUAAGAGUUUCACGUAUGUGGCCUCACAUCUUCCACAUCGCACCGCCUCGCGAGUUCGAAAGAACCCUCGAGGACGACGACGCAUGGAGGUUCUUGAACCAAGCGACACCGAUCCCAAAGUUCAUUCACUACACAGCCAACGAGAUGCUACUCAGAGCGUUCGAAGGGAGAGAGAGAGUUCACAUCAUCGACUUCGACAUCAAGCAAGGCUUACAAUGGCCCAGCUUCUUCCAAAGCCUAGCUUCAAGGUCAAACCCACCGCGACACGUGCGCAUCACGGGCGUCGGAGAAUCAAAACUCGAGCUCAACGAGACGGGAGACCGUCUUCACGGGUUCGCAGAGGCGAUGAAUCUCCCGUUCGAGUUUCAUCCCGUCGUUGAUAGACUCGAGGACGUUAGGCUGUGGAUGCUUCACGUCAAGGAAGGCGAAGCCGUCGCUGUGAACUGCCUCAUGCAGAUGCACAAGACGCUUUACGACGACGGGACAGGAGGAGCCGCGUUUAGGAACUUCGUGGGUUUGGUCAGAAGCACGAACCCAGUCGCGGUCGUUAUAGCCGAACAGGAAGCGGAACACGACUCGGCGCAGCUCGAGACGCGUGUCUGUAACUCGCUCAAGUACUACUCGGCGGUUUUUGACGUGAUGCACACGCAUCUCCGUGCGGAUAGCUUGAUGAGAGUCAAGAUCGAGGAGGUUUUGUUCGGGAGAGAGAUCAGGAACAUUGUAGCGUGCGAAGGAAGUCAUCGGCAAGGGAGGCAUGUGGGUUUUGGGCAGUGGAGGAGGAUGAUGGAGCAGUUAGGGUUCAGGAGUCUCGGAGUCUCAGAGAGAGAGGUUUUGCAGAGCAAGAUGCUGCUUAGGAUGUAUGGAGAUGGUGAUGAGGGAUUCUUUAAUGUGGAGAGGAGCGCUGAAGACGGUGACGGCGGAGGAGUCACGUUACGGUGGUUGGAACAGCCGCUUUACACAAUCUCGGCUUGGGGAAUUGGAGGAAGUUCUUCGUUUUGAGAUAAAAGAAAGUUUAUAGGGUUUAGAGACUUUUUAGAGAAAAGGAUAAAUGGGUUUUUAUUUAUUAAGAUAGCGAGGAACAAAAAAAAAAAAAAUUGAUUUUAUUCUUUCAUUCUUUUUGCUUGGGUAGGAUUUUUUUUUUUCUUUAUAUGAAAAACUUGAAGGGUUAGAAGAAAUAUUUUGUACUAGUUUGAAUUUUUAAUAUAUUUUUUCUUAUCAAUAACAAAGGUGAAGUUAUUUUAUAAGCGUAGUGAUAAUCUACUUUAUUAGUUUUAUUUUCUUUUGGAGAAAUUCCUAAAAAUAGUCAUAAAUAGUUUUAUCAUAAAUAUAGUACACAAGAUCAAAAUUCAAAAUGAUCAAAAUGUUUCGUUAAAAAGUUAGAAAAACACUUAUAGCCUUAAAUGGUUUCAAAAUGAUUUUUACUUUUUUAAUGAAAUUUUUUUUGGUCAUUUCUUUCCUUAUGUGAUCUAGUGGUAAAAAAAAAUGUCAUUUUAAAAUAUUCUAUGAAAUUUUCCCAA
Brassica napus (rape) is the source of this 3179-nucleotide messenger RNA. Its product is annotated as scarecrow-like protein 28. The record is from RefSeq and is a predicted model, not a curated record. The transcript has a single exon. Gene Ontology annotation, biological process: regulation of DNA-templated transcription. Gene Ontology annotation, cellular component: nucleus. NCBI's taxonomy places the organism in Eukaryota, Viridiplantae, Streptophyta, Magnoliopsida, Brassicales, Brassicaceae. The coding region runs from base 748 to 2661 and encodes 637 amino acids. Gene Ontology annotation, molecular function: sequence-specific DNA binding; DNA-binding transcription factor activity.